UAUAUGGCCGAAUCUCUGCAUACGGUUGUGGAAGGCGAUGGCAUUCUUCCGAACGUUGUCUACACAAUCAGUAUCCCCAUGACAGACGCCAACUGGGCCAAGUACAAACAGCUUCUCGCCGUCUUCGGAUUUGCCAGCGGUAUGGACGCCAAGCUUGAGCACGUGGAGGGCUGGAAGGCUCUGGCAAGUGCGAGUAAGAGAGACCUUGAUAUGGCUAUACUUUCACCAGAGCUGAUACAGAUCUGGAAAGGGAUGUGGGUUGAAGGUGGAGCUGGCUAUCCGGGUACCUUGCAGAAUUCUGAGCAGUAG
This is a messenger RNA of Alternaria burnsii, 309 nucleotides long. RefSeq lists its product as uncharacterized. The annotation marks the transcript as partial. The transcript is spliced from 3 exons. The record is from RefSeq and is a predicted model, not a curated record. NCBI's taxonomy places the organism in Eukaryota, Fungi, Ascomycota, Dothideomycetes, Pleosporales, Pleosporaceae.